Molecule: messenger RNA, 1620 nt
Organism: Fusarium poae
Lineage: Eukaryota; Fungi; Ascomycota; Sordariomycetes; Hypocreales; Nectriaceae
Exons: 7
Coding region: 1-1620 (539 amino acids)
Source: RefSeq, a predicted model, not a curated record
AUGGGAGAAUUUAACCAACAGGACAUCACAGGAGAAAAUGCGGAUCAUAACAUUCGGUUUAUUGUCAGUAUGGUCAUGCUUCGACGAACUCAUAAAGACACUUUUCUGGGAAAGAAAAUCACGAAUCUACCCUCCAGCAAGUGCCACGAUCUGUGGAUCACCCCUCCCAGCUGGGAGUUAACGAUGUCUAGGACAACAGGCAGCCAAGACCACGUGCAAAUUCUCGAGGAGGCUAAGGAAGAUGUUGCUGACAAUGAUACUACUUCAGGCGAGCCUGGACUUACCGACAAAAAAGACGCCAAAUCAUUGACUGCACAGGUCACCAGAAUGAGGCAAGCCGCAUCCCAUCCAUUUAACCUUGAGAAAUUUCUUCGUCAGGACAAACAUCAGGAACAACAAGUAGAAGACGCGGCUCAAUGGGAGCCAUUCUUGCCAGGGCAGCAACAACUCGAAGCCGAAUACCCGGACGUUUCGGGCGGCAUUGCGGACAUGACCAAGCUACUUUCACUGGCGGCUAAUGAGCACAGCAGUCAUGGGCUCAUAUGUCCCGUUUGCGACGAAAAAAUUGCAGUAGACAGAGCCAUCAGAUCAACCAAUUGCGAGCAUAUUUGUUGCUCGGGCUGUGUUUCAGCUGAAUUCAGAAAGGCAAAAAAAAAGCGACCCGAAGAGACAACCAAACGAUGUCCAGUGGACGAUUGCUCCAUCGAACUGGUCAUAGCCAAUCCUCCUAAAACUCCGCAAUGCAUCUUGGAUGCUGUGUAUGCGCUGAAAGACUUCAAAGAACCUGGGACAGACAGCAUCGGAUCCAAAUGGCUUGGAGAUGGUAAGGGGGAGGGAAAGUGCAAGGGUAAGGGCAAGGGAAAUGCCAAGGGGACUGAUUGUUUCUUUGCUGCCACUUGUGGCCGGGAGGACAUCGAUUUCGGUCCAGUUAAGAUGCCUUGGGGAGCUAAACUGACUGCUAUUGUUCAGGUGAUUCUAACAUGGCUACAGAAAUCGCCUGACGACAAGAUUAUUGUUUUUAUCGAGUUUACCAUUACGGCAAAGGUGUUGGGAUGCAUCUUGGAAAAGCUAGGACUGAAGUUUCUUUACUACAAUCAGAUCGCGAAUACCCAGGCCAGAAGGGACAAGGCAUACAGAGAAUUCCAGAACGACCCCAAGACCAGAAUCCUGGUGGCGUCAAUGAAAUGCGGAGGGACAGGACUGAACCUUCAGAUCGCCAACCUUGUGAUCAUUGGCGAUAUUUGGUUCAAUACUACUGUUGAACAGCAAGCUUUUGGACGCGUCCACAGGAUUGGCCAGACUAAAGAGACAAAACUCGUUCGGAUUCUGGCACGGAGCACAAUUGAUGAAAGACUUGUCAUGCUGCAGGACGCCAAAGCCGAAAUCGUCAGGCGUGUACUUCAAGACGACGAUCACGAGCCUACAUUCUCAAAUGACUUGCAACUGAAAAUGCUCCUCAAUGCCAAAGACAAGGAAGCUAUGAUAAACGACAUGGAGAAAGAAACUCGCAAGGGCAGGCCAAAGAAGACUGCUGUCAAGGCUAGUGCAGAGAAAACUGUCAAAACUGAAACGGAGACGAAAAAGACAAAAAUCAAGAUCAAGGUCACCAAGAGGGAAUAG